CUGGGCCGGGUCAUCGGGCGGCUGCGCGACGCCGGAAUCGCCGUCCUCUUCAUCACCCACAAGCUGCACGAGGCGGUGAGCUUCGGCGACCGGGUGACGGUGCUCCGGCAGGGACGCAAGGUCGGCUCCCUCGCGCCGGAAAUGCUCGCCGGGCUCGCGCCGCAGGAGGCGAUCGACCAUAUCGUCGAUCUCAUGUUCGGCGCCGCGGCCGACGGGACUGUGCCGGAACGGAGCCGCGCAGGGCGGGAGGCCGCGCCGGGCAAACGUGUGGCGAUCGAGGUGAACGGCCUCCGCCCGGCUGGCAGCCCGGCAGCGGCCGGCGAUGGCGCUGUGAGCUUCGCGGUACGUGAAGGGGAAAUCUUCGGGAUCGCGGGCGUGGACGGCAACGGCCAGAAACAGCUUGCCGAGGCGAUCGCCGGCCAGCGCCCCGCCGAUGCAGGCAGCAUCGUGCUCGACGGCGAGGCGAUCGAGGGGCUGAGCGUGCGCCAGCGCCAGCACGCGGGGCUGCGCUACGUCACCGACGACCGGCUCGGCGAGGGCACGGUGUCCGCCUUCCCGGUCGGCCUCAACCUGCUGUUGAAGCGCAUCGGCGACGCGCCGUUCUGGCGCCACGGCAUCAUCCGCAACGCCGAGGUUGAACGCCACGCGCGCGCGCUCAUCGCCGAGCACGAUGUCCGUGUGCCGGGGCCCGGAACCCCGCUCGGGCACCUCUCCGGCGGCAACGUGCAGAAGGCGCUGCUCGCCCGCGAGCUCGACAACCAGCCCAUGGCCGUCAUCUACAACAAGCCCACGUAUGGGCUCGACCUGAACAAUAUCCGCCGCGCCCGGCUGGCGAUCUGCGAGCGCGCCGACCUGGGGGUCGCGACGAUCCUGAUUUCGACGGACCUGGACGAGAUCCUCGAGCUUGCGGACCGCAUCGGCGUCAUGCUCGACGGCCGCAUGGUCGGCAUCGUGGAGAAUGACGGCGAUGCGGCGCGGCGGGUCGGCGAGCUCAUGAUCGGGGUCGGCUCCUAG
Molecule: messenger RNA, 1014 nt
Organism: Geodia barretti
Lineage: Eukaryota; Metazoa; Porifera; Demospongiae; Tetractinellida; Geodiidae
Source: the annotation of a GenBank genome assembly